AUGGCUCCAUCACUGCCCAAGACAUAUAAAGCUGUCGUAAUUGACGGGAAAGGUGCUGCACUUACCCUCAGGGACAUCGAGCUGAAGCAACCGGGUCAGGGGCAGGUUCUCGUCAAGGUCAUUGCCUGUGGUGUCUGCCACAGCGAUUCAUUCCUCCAGCAAGGGUUCCUGCCGAACACAUGGCCACGCAUCCCCGGCCACGAAUUGGUCGGAGAUGUGGUAGCUGUCGGCAAUGGAGUGACUCGAUUCAAAGGGGGCGAAAGAGUUGGUGGUCCAUGGCAUGGAGGUCAUGACAAGACAUGCCGAUCUUGCCAGCGUGGAUUGUAUCAAUGUUGUGACAAUGAAGCUAUCAACGGCGUGACUCAAGACGGCGGGUACGCUGAAUAUGUUCUACUGCGCGAGGAGGCAGUGGUCCGCGUACCCGAAUCUGCCGACCCGGCCGAGGUUGCCCCAUUGUUGUGCGCUGGCGUAACAGUCUUCAAUGGUAUGCGCAAGUUGCAGAUCGAGCAGGGAAAUCUCGUCGCGGUGCAGGGAGUUGGUGGUCUAGGCCAUCUAGCGGUGCAAUUCGCAAAUAAGAUGGGUUACAAGGUUGCUGUCCUGUCCAGCGGUGACAGCAAGCGAGACUUCGCCAAGGAGCUGGGUGCGCACGUCUACAUUGACACCAGCAAGGAGGAUCCCGCCAAGGCGUUGAUGGAUCUUGGAGGCGCACAGAUGAUCUGCAGCACCGCGCCGAAUCCUAAGGCAAUGAGCCCUCUGGUUGGCGGUCUCGCACCAGGUGGCAAACUCCUGGUCCUGGCUCCUAUGGGUCCCGUGCCCUUCGAUACAGCUGUCAUGGUCAACAAGGGAGCGAGCGUUCACGGUUGGCCCAGCGGCCACGCUCUUGACUCUGAGGAGGCUAUUGCAUUUGCAGAUAUCCAUGGUGUCAAGUGUUUCGUUGAGAAGUUCCCCCUCAAAGACUUUCAAAAGGCUUUUGAUAGCAUGACUAGUGGAAGCGUUAGGUUUAGAGCUGUUUUGACUAUGUAA
Messenger RNA from Phaeoacremonium minimum UCRPA7, 1023 nucleotides. Its product is annotated as putative alcohol dehydrogenase protein. Gene Ontology annotation, molecular function: oxidoreductase activity; zinc ion binding. The record is from RefSeq and is a predicted model, not a curated record. Lineage: Eukaryota; Fungi; Ascomycota; Sordariomycetes; Togniniales; Togniniaceae. The coding region runs from base 1 to 1023 and encodes 340 amino acids. The transcript is spliced from 2 exons.